GUGGGUAUGGCGUCAUCCAGCUGGGGAGACGGCGAGUGGGACCCUGGUGACUGCGAGUGUGGGGGCCCGCCGCCCCCCGCCUUCAUGGUGCCGCCGCCCCCACGCCCCCCAGCGUUCCCUGGGGGCCCCUCACCGGAAGCCCUGCUGGGGUUUGGCGGGGGCGACGCGGCGGACGACUGCGAGGGCCCCUUCACCUGCCCGGCGCUGCUCGGCGCCCGCGAGGACCAUCGCUCGCCCACGCCCCGCGCGCCGCUCGCCGUCGUCAUCGUCUCGGCCGCCACGCUCGUCGUCCUGGUCAUCGUCGCCGCCGUCAUCGUGUGCAGGUUGCGCGGGCGCGGCCGCAGUCCCAAGGGCUGCACGGAGCUGAGCGGCGCCAUCAUCUACGACGACCUCCCCUCCGCCCCCUCCAUCGUGCCCGCCCGCACACGCCCGCGGUUCAAACCCGUGCCUCUCGACGGCGAGGAGGUAGUGGGGAUGACCAUGGGCGUGCACCUGUACACUCCCGAGCCCAGGAGCGCCGCGCCCUCCGAGCACCUGUAUCAGAGCAUCUCCUCAGGAAGCGAGACAUGCAGUUACAGCACCAGCGAGGCGGCGCCCCACGACGGGCGCUCCCUUCUGCGCCCUCCGCACCCUCGAGGAGGCCUGUGCCCCUCGCCCAUCCUCCCCGACACGGACAGCGAGGACGAGCCCUUGGGCCCUGGGGGCGUGGCUCCGCCCAGCGACAAUGACACGCCCAACACCUCUCCCAACCGCUCGCGCUACUACUGCCCGAGCGCGCCCCCGCACCGCUGCUCCCCCGCCGGCUCGGGCUCCGACUACGAGAGCGUGUACUACGUGGGCGGCAUCCGGCGGGAGCGGCCCCUGACGCCGCAGGAACGAGGCCUCCCGCCCCUGCCCUCGCGCACGGACCGCUUCCGCAUCUACUUCUCGGUGGAGCGCGGCCAGCGGCGCCCCCCGGGUCGCAGGGGCUCUUCGGGGCGGCGCCACAGCGGCCACCACCACCCGCUCCAUCCGCAGCAGCACCAUCCGCCCGAAGCCGAGCCGCUCUAUGAGAACCUGACGUAGGUCCCGCGGCGUGCGACGCCGGCGGACCGCUUUUCCCUCGACAGGACGCCGCCUGUGCUUCGUGGACGGGCCAUGGGGGCGGCGCGCAGUGCUGGAGAGAACCCGUUUGAGGCCUGUCCGGUGGCGCGGGCGGCUGCGUAUCUGUGAUGGCGUGGAUGGCAGACUGAUCUCAGGGUACAGAGUUGGAGAGCGACGGCGUUGGAGAGCGACAGCAUUGGAGAGCGACGGCGCUAGAGAACGCGGGGCGAUUGGCGACAAGGGAAGGGAAGCCUUUUCCUCUCCAGGUUAUUUUGUGUUAGCUGUGAGUGUGGCAAGUCCUUGAUAUUUCUUGAACCUUUAGUGAGAAAUGAAAAUAACUGAACUCCAUAUCAAUAACAAACUCUGUAUAGUGCAUUGGUACGCAGAUCAAAUCCAUAUGUGAAAGGAGCAUUUUGUAGACUGGUUUGGAUCAAAGUGCAGGAGCCGAUUAGUGUUACCGCGAGUAAUGUCCUGUUGAACCGACUGUGCGAGUGUUUACCCGAAUUUCCGCGGCGACCCGUUCAGACAGUUCGAACAAGCACGGACGCGAGUUCGGGUCGCUUGCCUAUAUAUGGCAGCUGGAAGGACGGUCAGCAAAGGAAUGGAAACUGUCUCAGGCUGCAGUGAAGUCCCAGUGAAUCCGAAAGAAAGGAAGUGUUGAGGAAAUCCGAACGUAAACUCGCCAGCCAUGAGUGCCAGAAAUCCAGUAACGAGAGCGGCUCCUUUUCAAGACGCCGUUGACUGCCCUGGCGAAGAAGGCGCAGGUGACGGCGGAGGCGAGGGAGGGAAAGCGUGUCUGUGCCGAAAGCGGACAAACACACACAAACACACACAAGUAGUUGGUGUUGUCUCAAGGUGCAAUCUAGUCCUCUCGUCCGAGCGCACGCACACACACGCAGCCUCUCACUGGCCGGUAGACUGACCCACCAGUAAAUUCACACAUAUUCCCAAGUGGUAGGCCUAGGUAAAUUCAACCUUAAAAUACAAAAGAUCUCCAUGUGUACAUUUGCAUU
Messenger RNA from Penaeus indicus, 2096 nucleotides. RefSeq lists its product as uncharacterized. Bases 7 to 1065 code for a protein of 352 amino acids. The record is from RefSeq and is a predicted model, not a curated record. Lineage: Eukaryota; Metazoa; Arthropoda; Malacostraca; Decapoda; Penaeidae. The transcript has 3 exons.